Messenger RNA from Acipenser ruthenus (sterlet), 4951 nucleotides. RefSeq names its product NAD kinase 2, mitochondrial. Gene Ontology annotation, cellular component: mitochondrion. Gene Ontology annotation, molecular function: NAD+ kinase activity. NCBI's taxonomy places the organism in Eukaryota, Metazoa, Chordata, Actinopteri, Acipenseriformes, Acipenseridae. Gene Ontology annotation, biological process: NAD+ metabolic process; NADP+ biosynthetic process. The transcript has 12 exons. The record is from RefSeq and is a predicted model, not a curated record. The coding region runs from base 617 to 1990 and encodes 457 amino acids.
CAUGAGACGUACUGAACGUGCUGGAAAGAUGGCGGCGUUUGUGCUAGCCUGGGAACUUGUUUAACUUACGAGAUAAAAAGAGAGCUCUUGCACUCUAGUCAUAGGCAAAAUAAAAACAAAUAUUACACAUCUUGGUCACAGGAAGUGAAUUCUGGUAAAAAAACAAACACCCAUAUAUGCUGAGAACAAAUUUCCUAGAUACCACCUGUCUGACUGUACUGUCAGAGCGAGAGCUGGGGAGUGGGACUGACCUUGUCUAGUUAAAUUACUGGUGGGUUUGUUAUACUGCUAGUGAAAAGAAAAAAAAAAAAGGAUGGAAUGUUACAUUUUCUAUUGUAUGAGUAUAACUACUACUUUUAGAUAAACAGCAUUUGAAUAGGACAGUGUUGCCAGCCACUCCCUAUUUGAUUAUGUUCAUUUUAUUCUGAUUAUUUGAUUGUGGAUAUGUCUUGCUUCAUGUGUACGGGCUGACGUGAGUGAGGCUCUAAAUUACGCCUGAGCGAGAAGAUUCGACUACCGGUAAACCCUUUAGGAAUAUUAAUAAUAAUAUUAAUAAAAUAAAUAAAUAAACAAAAACAAAAUCAGAUGAAUUAGUUCAGAAGAGCAGUGUGUAAGCAUGACCUACCGUAAAUUAUUCAAUUAUGUGUGCGUUGCAAGACCAGAUGUCUCUGUUUUAAAGUGGAAGGACAAUGUCUUUCUUUCUGUACCUCUGGUGCUUGGAGUUCGCAAUGUUUUUACAAAAAGUUCUGAAGGUAAUGCUGGAUUUAAACCUGCGAAAGUUGCUGUGGUAACAAAAACCACCAGAUGUGAGUUUGAACAGCAGAGAUACAGGUAUUCUGGGCUUUCUGAACAGGAUCUGAAGCAACUGCUCGCAAUGAAAGGCUCAAGCUACAGUGGCCUGUUGGAGCGCCACAGUAUCCACACUAAGAAUGUGGAGCACAUUGUUGACAGUCUACGAAAGGAGGGGAUUGAGGUCCGACUGGUGAAAAGAGGGGAAUACAAUGAAGAGAUUGUCCAGUGGGCUGAUGCCAUUGUAUCUGCCGGUGGUGACGGCACCAUGCUGCUGGUGGCCAGCAAAGUUAUGGACCGCUUUAAACCAGUUGUGGGAGUGAACACCGACCCAGAAAGAUCUGAGGGACAUCUGUGCUUGCCCGUGCGCUACACAAGCUCCUUUCCAGAAGCUCUUCAGAAACUUCAGCGAGGAGAAUUCAGGUGGCAGUGGCGUCACAGGAGCCGGAUUUACCUGGAAGGAACUGGAAUAAACUUGACCCCCGUAGAUCUGCAUGAGCAGCAAAUGAGCCUUGAGCAGCACAGCAAGGCACACAGGAUCAGCAUGAACUCCAGUCACAAGUCAGGGGAGACUUCUGGACCACACCUUCUCCCUGUUAGAGCCUUGAAUGAGGUCUUUAUUGGGGAGUCGCUGUCUUCCAGGUACAAUCUGUACAAAAGCACAAUCUAUGUUUCUUUAUUCCACAGGGCGAACUAUAAAUCCUACAAACCCCGUUUCACAUUCUCGCUUCAUAGGGCCUCGUAUUACGAGAUCUCAGUGGAUGAUGGACCCUGGGAAAAGCAGAAGAGCUCUGGGGUCAAUGUGUGCACUGGAACAGGAUCCAAAGCCUGGUCCUGCAACAUUAACAAACUGGCAUUCCAAGCAGUGGAAGAUGUUCUUAAAAUUGGCAACAAGCUAGCCGGGUUGAAUCUUACUUUGGACAAGGAGCUAAUCGAAAAAGUUACAGAGGAGUACAAUGAGUCCCUGGUGUUUAAUCCUGAAGAGCCCAAGAUGUUUUUCAGCGUGAGGGAACCAAUUGUUAAUCGAGUCUUCUCAAGCAGUCGGCAGCGUGGCUUCACUACAAAGGUCUGUGUCCGCUCUCGCUGCUGGGAUGCCUGUAUGGUUGUGGACGGAGGGACGUCCUUCGAGUUCAAUGACGGGGCACUAGCCACCAUACAAAUGAAUGAGGACGAUGCUCUUCUCACUGUUGUACUUGAAUAGAAACUGCUGUGCCUCCAAACACAUCAGUAUCACAAGGAUCACACGCUCAGGGCUCUUGCAUAACAUGGGGCAAUGUUGUCAUGUCACCCACUCUGAGGACUGUGAAGAGUCUAGGCUAGAAGCCAGUGGAGUAAAGAAAAUAGAGCAAAAGGGGAGGAAUGACACUAUCCACUUUACACUAAACAUUAUUUAAGAGGUUUUUAUAGGGUUGGUUUGAGAUUAUCAUUUGGAUAUGGAACUUCAGUACAACAGGGAAGGUGUUACUUGGUUUGUAUACUAUAUAUUUCAUGUGAAUAGCACCUCUACUAUGCAGUUCCAUUUUGUGGACGUCAGCAAUUAAUUUUCAGGACUAGCUAAUGCUGUCUUAGGUAUCUUGGGUCAUGCAAUCCAAGUUGAAUGCUAAUCAGGGUCUGUGAAACCAGAUGUUUAUGUUCUGGUUGACACUUAUUUAUCCGUUUUGCUACCCUGCUGAGCCGUAUAACUCCGAACACGCCCUUGACUUGCAGAGCUGGCCAGUAGGUUAAACCUUAUUAGCAUUAAUCUACAUAGAAAAACUGUUGUCCUGAAGUGCAGAAAUAUAUAUUUUUAACUAAUAAAUGACUCUCAAUAAUAGAUUGAUAUAUUUUCAACUGUAGCUUAGGUAUGGUAAACUUUGUUUUCUUUUUUUAUUGUUUGUGGAGGUGUAACUCUGCUUUAGUGAAAUAUUACUAUAUAUAUAUAUAUAUAUAUAUAUAUAUAUAUAUAUAUAUAUAUAUAUAUAUAUAUAUAUACACACACACUCACAGUAGAUGCGGGUUAUUAGCAACCCUGAUAAAGACAACUUUAAGUUAUUAACAGCAUUUUCCCAGGAACCAUUCCCGUCCCAUAGACUUUAAUGUUAAUGGAAUUCUGAUAUUAGCAACUGCACGCCGCUUAUUGACAACUUUAAUACUAGUUGCCAGUGCUACUGAGUGCUCUUGCAUGAUUUAUGCGCAUACUUCACGCAGCUUGUGUAACGCACUGACUUCACAACUGCAUAUUUCUGGUGGACUGUGGCAGAAUCGUGGCUUUGAAACUGGUUACGAAGCUGCACGCAAAAUUGAGAUGGAUUUACAGCGGGAGGUGGUACAUUGUAAAAAGCAGACAACAUUGGACAAUUUCUUAUUUUAAAAUUGUGUUCUUGUGUAAGUACAACACAUCUGUAUGUUUGCUUUACUCAUUGUAAGGACAAUUGUAGUACAUCGUUGUGUUGUACUAUUUAAGCCUACACGUGUGAAGUAAACAGUUCUAUGUUUUGGUAUUUCAUGUUUCUCAUGUUAAUUUUUUUAACACUAUCAUUUAAAACACAUGUAUUUCAGUGCCAUAUCUGUACAACUACCUAUAUAUCGUUCCAUAUAAAUACACUUGAAAACGGGGACUUUUCGCUUAUUGACAACUUUCAGUUAAUGACGUUUUGCUGGUAACCGAGAGGUUGUUAAUAAACGGCAUCUACUGUAUGUAUAUAAUCACAAUGUAAAAGCUUUUUGGGGGUUUAAUUACAGAAAUUUGAAAGCAUACUGCACAAAGCAGAGUGGAAUGGUGAAGAGGUUGAAACAAAAUGGUGAAUACAUUGAAACAUUCACAUUCAUGUUUCAAUGUAUUAAGUGAUUCUCAGGUAAUCUAUAUCCAGUGUUUCAAUCUUCACAAAAUAAGAAAUAAGUAUUAUUGUUGUUGUUGUAGUUAGUAGGGAGGUCAUUUUUAUUAUUCACCAAAGAAAAAAAAAAUAACAGCUCCCAAGAGCUUUAUGUGUUGGAUGGGUCUUACUUCAGAUGAAUUAAAAAACAAAUGUCUCCUUAUGGAUUCAGUUCAAUUCAUCAUUGCUUAACCAGGACAUGAAAGCCCUUUGAAAUCUACAACUCAUUUACAAGAGGGUCCCUGGGGCUGCAGUAGCACACGAUCACAUUAAGUCACAGCUACCAUACAGAUGCUGUUCCCCCAAGAAAGCUGCAACCCCCUGUUACUCUUCACAGUGAGGUUUAUAUAGAUAUGUUCAAAUAAUGAACAAAGAUUCACUGGAUAUGUGUCUUUUGAGGUAGCUUGCAUUAGUACAUGAAAUAGAACUGGUGAAUGCCUAACAAGACAAAAAGUAAAGAAGCAUUCUCCUGUUGCUCUCUAUGGCAUGUACACUACAAGGCACUUUGUCAGUUCAAAUGGAAAUGCAGCAUUGCUAAAUUAAAUCCAGACGCAACCAUUACCGAUAAGGCUUAAUCAUCACUAGAAAACAUGGUAACCCAAAUGUUGUUUGCAGUGCAGGAUUAAUAAAGAUUUACUGCCAGCAUGUUAUGGCUGAUACUGCUAUACAUCAUAAUUCAUUAGAUUAAAAUAAAUACUUUCCAGUGAUUAUACACUAUAGUGGUGACUAGCAGCAAAUGACAAACAAGGAAGGAAGCAAUUAACAUUGAAGAAAGGGCUUUAGUUUUGUGGGAUUUUAUUUUUCCAGAAUAUGCUUGACUGGUUAUUGCUGUGCUUACUGUGUUGUCACUAUGGGUUCCUAAAACUGCUAUGUUUCUCAUAAAGAUUAUUAUUUUUCAGGUAAAAAUGUCUUUGUUUAUUAAAAAUAAAAAUAAGUAAUAAUUUAAAUGAAAAUUAAAAUAACAUAACUGUCCAUGAAUAACAGUAUGUAGUGGGAAAUUAAUUGUAAAAAGUAAUUUAUGGGUUUAUUACCUGGUUGCUGACCAUGCUUCCUAGUAUAGACAAAGUUACCAAAGUAAUGCGAUGAGAAACCUGUAAACAAGGCCUUUAUUACUAUUUUAAACAUUUCAAGCUUUACAGAUUUCUUUACUGUUUCAAUGCUUUUCUUUCGUUUCUUCACAUUGUAUCAGAAUGUUCCAGUUAUCUACUGUAAGGGAGUACUUGCUAAUACAGCUCUGCUUGGUGGAGAAACGUGCUUAAUGUUUUUAAACCCCAACAUUUGUACAAUGAUUAAAGGAAUAUUUGCUAGCA